Dothidotthia symphoricarpi CBS 119687 is the source of this 1172-nucleotide messenger RNA. Its product is annotated as Aldo/keto reductase. The record is from RefSeq and is a predicted model, not a curated record. The coding region runs from base 86 to 1024 and encodes 312 amino acids. NCBI's taxonomy places the organism in Eukaryota, Fungi, Ascomycota, Dothideomycetes, Pleosporales, Dothidotthiaceae. Gene Ontology annotation, molecular function: oxidoreductase activity. The transcript is spliced from 5 exons.
CGAUAUAGUUGGUUAAACGCGACUGAUCGCUGUAAAAAGAAAUGUUUAUCAAGUGCCUUGGCACGAGCGAUAGUGUACCUAAACGAUGCCACCAUCUACCUCCGGCGCCGCCUCACAAAUCAUAUUUUCUCUGCGCAAUCCCGUUCACAGCGUCUCAAAGAUGGCACAACGCACUUUCUCAUUAGCUUCGCGUACUAAGCUCUCCAAUGGACUGUCUUUACCAACGAUACACCUUGGUGUGUAUCUGACGUCUGGAAAAGAGACGUACCAGGCUGUUCGAUGGGCGCUGGAGGCUGGAUAUCGAGGUAUCGAUUCGGCCCAGAUGUAUCACAACGAGAAGGAGUCCGGGAAGGCCAUCUCGGAUUUCCUCUCAAGUGAGGCAAACACUCAGUCUUUGACCCGUGGGGAUAUCCACUACACUUCGAAGCUGGAUUCCAACUCUGCGUAUGACGUAGCUCGCAAGUCUAUCAAAAAAUCCGUCAAGGAGUGCGGCCUUGGUUACCUUGACUUAUUUCUCUUGCAUUCGCCUUACGGUGGUAAGCAGGCGCGACUUGACAGCUGGAGAGCGGUCGAGGAUGCAAUCAACGACGGCGAGGUCAAGAUUGGAGGCGUGUCCAAUUACGGAGUGAAGCAUCUGCAAGAACUCCUUGACUCGCGCCCCAAGAUUGUUCCUGCCAUCAACCAGAUCGAGGUGCAUCCGUUCAAUACGCGAAAAGACAUCACUUCGUUUUGCCAGGAAAAUGACAUCGUCGUCGAGGCCUAUGCCCCGCUUGUGCGAGCGCUGAAGAUGAAGCACCCGACAAUCCUAUCACUUUCCAAAAAGUACGCAUGCACUCCUGGGCAGCUUCUGGUGCGCUGGAGCCUACAGCAUGGCUAUGUGCCGUUGCCAAAGAGCGUGAGGAAGGAGCGGAUUGUCGAGAACGGAGAGGUCGGAGGCUUCGAGAUUGAGGCGGACGACAUGGCGAAGAUGGAUGCACUGGACGAGUAUUUGGUUACUGAUUGGGACCCCACAGACUGUGAUUGAGUGAGGUGCGUGGGAUGGAGUGCAGGGGGGUGGAGGGCUGCAAGCACGGCAUUGGUGCUGGAGCAUUUCCCACGGCAGCCAACGUGGGACACACGCGUCGCGGGGCUGUCUCCGAGGAAACGCGCUCGCAGUCAAGUGUAGAAGCGGG